CAAAAAAAAAAAAAAAAUGCUGGGGAAAAAAUGCUCUUCCCACAGAAUGUAAAUAACAAGGGGCUGAAGAGAUGGCUCAGGGGUUAAGAAUACACACUGUUCGUGCAGAGGAUCUGAGUUCAGUCCUACAUGGUGGCUCAUGGCUACAUGUAACUCCAGUUCUAGGAAAAUCCUUAGCUCUUUCCUGGCUUCCACAGGUACCGGGCAUGCAGGCUCUCACAUACACACAUACACAAAAAAUAAAAAGAAAGAAGUCUUUUUUGUUUGUUUUUCCUUUUUUUUUUUUUUUUUUUGAAACAGAUUACUCCUAUGUAGCCCUGGCUGUCCUGGAACUUGCUAUGUAGACCAGGCUGGCCUUGAACUCACGGAGAUCCACCUGCCUCAGCCUCCCAAGUGCUGGGAUUAAAGGUAUGUGAUACCAUACCUAAUCAAAUCUUUUAAAAUGUAUUAAUUACUUUUAAAAGUUAUUUAGGUGAUUCUAAAACUCUAGAUUUUUUUUUUUUUCUGAACCCAUCUCCUUGGCCAUUCCAAGGCCAGGCUCAAGAGUUCUUCUUCUCCUAAGUUUUGCUUGUACUAUAUAUGCAGACACACCCUUUUCCUCCCACAGCCCCAGCCCCUAACCUUCCAGGGUCAGACAAUAAGCAACACAGCACUUGGUAAGGUCACAGAGCAGCCACCAAAUUUCUGCAAGGAUUUUGUUUUCAUGUUCUACAUAUAAAGUUGAGUCUGCGUUCCAUAACUAUGGGCUUGUCAUAUCGAAUCAGAUGAAAUUUGAUUUGUUUUUAUAUGCGUGUGUUCUCUCGGAUGUGUGCACGUGUGCCUACAUGCAAGGGUGCAUACAUGUUUGCUUGUGCAUGUGGAGGCCACACGUCAGCAUCACGUGUCUCCUAAAAUUGCUCUCCGCCUUAUUUUUCGAGACAGGGUCUCUUACUGAACCUUGAGGUCACCAGUUCACUGAGGCUGACUGACUAGUGAGCUCCAGGGAUCUACCUGCCUUUGCACCCCCAGCUCUGGGGUUACAGACACGUGCCUGCAUGCCUGGUUUUUACAGGGAUGCCAGGAUCCAAGCUCACAUCCUCACGUUUGUGCAGCAGGUAGCUUACUCACUGAAAGGACCCAUCUCCCCAGGCUCCAGAGGAAAUUUGUAAAGGUCACAUUUCAAGACUGAGGACAGCUGGCUAUGAUGACACACGCCUUUAAUCCCAGCACUCUGGAGGCAGAAGUAAGUGGAUCUCUGAGUUCAAGGUCAGUCUGGUCUACAUGAUGAGCUCCAGGCUAGCAGUGAGGCCCUAUCUCAAACUAGAGGGCAGGUAUUGGGGAGGUAGAUCAGUGGCUAAAAGUGCAAGCGAGAUACUCAAGUCUUACAAGCUGAGUUCAGUUUCUAAAACUCUUGUAAAAAAGCUUAUGGGAUUACCCUCCUCUGUAAUUCCGCCAUGGUGAAAUGGGAGACAAGAGACAACCAGCUAGAAGCUCCUGGGUGGAGCAAUGGAUGUUUAUAACCCCAGGGCUGGGGAUGCAGAAGCUGGUAGAUUCCUGGAGCACAUUGGUUAGUCAGCCUAGCAGAAUUCGUGACCUCCAGGUUCACCAAGAGAUUCAGUCUCAGAAAUUAAAGUGGUGGUGCAGGCCUUUAGUCCCAGCACUCAGGAGACAGAGGCAGGCAGAUCUCUGUGAGUUUGAGGCCAGCCUGGUUUACAGAGUGAGUCCAGGCCAGUCAGGACUACAUAGUGAGACUUUGUCUUUGAAAAAAGGAGGGCAGGAGGGACGGCUGGUGGUGAGGAGCACUCUCUGCUCUUCCAGGGAUCUCAAGUUCACUUUCCAGCAUCCAAGUUGAGCAGCUCAGGGCCUCCUGUGAUUCUAGUGCCAGGGGCUCUGACGCUUUCUUCCGGCUUCUGAGGGCACUUGCCCACGCCCGGCAUACACUCACACAGACACACACAUACACAUAAACAAAACUAAAAUAAAUCUUAUUGGGCCUGGAGAGAUGGCUCAGAGAGUUAAGAGCACUGACUGCUCUUCCAGAGGUCCUGAGUUCAAUUCCCAGCACCCACAUGAUGUCUUACAACCAUCUGUAAGGAGAUCUGGCGCCCUCUUCUGUAUACAUAAUAAAUAAAUCUUUAAAUCAACUGUGCUUCUGUAAGUAACCUCAGUGAUUACUGGUUCACCAAGCUAGAUCUGGGUGGCAUCGGUCCUUCGGUCUGUCAUCAGCUCUGCCUGGGGUGAAGUAGUGUCUGUUCCCAUCUCCUCAGGAAGUCACAUGACAGAGAGAUUCUGGGACUGGGGAGGAGUCAGUCCUGUGAUUUUUAUAAUGACCUGCUAAAUGUUUUUUUUAGUCCUAUGAUUUUUAUAAUGACCUGCUAAAUGGGGGGGGGGGGCGUCUCAUGAGGACUACAUCAAUCCCUUUGAAAGUCAGUCAGUGUCCCUGGUAACCCCUCUCUUGAGACCUCCAGCACACCAACAGAGCCACAGCAAGUGGCCCUCUGGGGGACAAAGCCCAGCAGCUUCCGAGCCAGGGCUGGGGGCGUCUUAGACUCCAGCGUAAAGUGAUGGGGAGGAGGGCUGCUAUUGAAAGUGACCCCCAAGCAGCCACAGCCUCCAUCCCUCUGCCUCUGUGACAUCACAAUGAGACUUUUGCUCUCCUCUCUUGGGCUGUGGCUUCUGUUGCUAUGGGCAAUCAAAUUGUGGGAGUCAUCAGGAGUCCUGUGAGUAUGAGAGUCAUGCCCUCUCCCUUCGCGCGUGCGUGCGUGCGUGCGUGCGUGCGUGCGUGCGAUCCCAAAAUCGGCUGUCUUCCUUAAGUAAUCUCACCUUACUUUCUGAGACAAGGUCUCUCGCUGAACUCUGGAGCUUGCUGUCUGGCUGAACUGCCUGGCCAGUAAGCCCCAGGAUCCUCUUGUGGCUGCUCACGGUGUACACUCAGACACCCUGCUUGUACCUGGGACCCGAGCGAGGAUCGAGCUGAGGUCCUCAUGCUUGCACAGCGCGCACUUGGCCAGUCGAACCGUCUCUUUCUAGGCGCUAGCCAUGCCUUUCCCCAAAGAGGACAUGACGCGUGUGAAGGAGUCACAGCAGAUGCCUGUGGUCCCGCGGCCAUGGUUCCUCCCGAGUCUCUUCGCAGCCUUCAAUGUGAUGCUGCUGGUCUUUCUGAGUGGCCUUUUCUUCUGGUUCCCUUGUAGGUGGCUGGCUCAGAACGGAGAGUGGGUCUUUCCCAUGGUCACAGGCCCGCUCUUCAUCCUCACCUUCUUCAGUCUUGUUUCGCUCAACUUCUCAGACCCUGGUGUCUUACAUCGAGGUGAGGACUCAGCGUCCGUCGAUGAGGACCCCAUGAUGGUGUACGUGGUGGCGGUGAAUCAAAGGGCCUUCCGCCUGCAGUGGUGCCCCAAGUGCUGCUUUCAUCGCCCACCCCGGACCUACCACUGCCCCUGGUGCAACAUAUGUGUGGAGGACUUUGAUCACCAUUGCAAAUGGGUCAAUAACUGCAUCGGUCACCGCAACUUCCGCCUCUUUAUGGUGCUGGUCCUGUCCCUCUGCCUCUACUCGGGCGCCCUGCUCAUCACCUGCCUGAUAUUCCUGAUUCGUACAAGCCAUCUGCUCUUCUCGGUGGACAAGAUUAUGGCCGUCCUGGUGGCUGCACCCGCGGCGGGCUUCCUGAUUCCGCUCGUCCUGCUGCUGAUGAUCCAGGCCAUAUCUGUGAGCACGGCGGAGCGCUCCUGCGAGAGCAAGUGCAGGAACCAUCAAGAAUACAACCCUUUCGACCAGGGCUUUGCCAGGAACUGGUAUCUAACAAUGUGUGCGCCACUGAGUCCCAAGUACAUGUCUGAGGUCGUCUGUCUGCAAAGACCGGUGGGGACGGAAUGGAUCUAUGAGAAGACACAGCCCUCACCACUGUGUCCUCCUGAACACUGUUCCCCAGGCCCCCCUGGCCCCUCUGAUCAACCUGAUCCCCCUGGACCCCAGCCCCAACCUCCUCCGAACACAACAGGGAAGGGGCCUCAAGGAAGUGGUGAAGACAUUGUUCUCAAGGAGGUGAGAAGGCAGAGGACUCCUGUGGGAAAGUCCCCAGGAGGUGGGGCUGGCCCUGAAGCUGGGGUACUCAGAGCUUGGUGGAGACAUGUUAAACCUGGAGGGACCUUGAAUGAGGGUGGACAGGCCUCCAGAACACUCUCAGGUGCCCCCCAGAAACAGAGAAAAGACCGCAUCCCAACUUACUCUGGACCUGGGCCAGUCACUCUUAAUGAGGACAGAGAUUAGCCUACAGUUGAUACUGUUUUGAAGAAUAUUCCUUUAGGUGGAUAAAAUUUUCCACACGGCCCAUUUUCAUUGAAAUACAUGGAAGUGGGACGUAAGGAUUACGAUGGGGGUGGUCACCACAGAUUCCCUCUCAACCCGUUGCCUUUGAGGAGCUAGUCUCCCCUUGGCUCCGUCCAUGGGGAGUUGGGGGGUGGGGGGUGGAGCACCGGGGUUGGCUGGGAGCUGGAGCUGGGGAGGCUGGAGGAAGCCUGCAUGU
Molecule: messenger RNA, 4501 nt
Organism: Peromyscus californicus insignis
Lineage: Eukaryota; Metazoa; Chordata; Mammalia; Rodentia; Cricetidae
Gene: Zdhhc19
Product: zinc finger DHHC-type palmitoyltransferase 19
Biological process (GO): peptidyl-L-cysteine S-palmitoylation; protein targeting to membrane
Cellular component (GO): endoplasmic reticulum; Golgi apparatus
Molecular function (GO): protein-cysteine S-palmitoyltransferase activity
Source: RefSeq, a predicted model, not a curated record